Octodon degus (degu) is the source of this 4806-nucleotide messenger RNA. It is a transcript of the gene Slc35a5, whose product is annotated as solute carrier family 35 member A5. Lineage: Eukaryota; Metazoa; Chordata; Mammalia; Rodentia; Octodontidae. The record is from RefSeq and is a predicted model, not a curated record. Gene Ontology annotation, cellular component: Golgi membrane. The transcript is spliced from 7 exons. Gene Ontology annotation, molecular function: pyrimidine nucleotide-sugar transmembrane transporter activity. The coding region runs from base 33 to 1481 and encodes 482 amino acids. Gene Ontology annotation, biological process: pyrimidine nucleotide-sugar transmembrane transport.
GCGUGCGUAGGAGGUGGGGAGGCCGCCGUGAGAUGCCCACUGCGCAUGUGUGCGGGGAGGGUUUCCCUGCCGGCCGGGCGGACCUGGCCUCCCCGGAAGGGGCGUUGUCUCUGGUGUCCUACGCCGCGCCCAGCUUGGCUGUGAAUUUGACAACUCUGCAGUCCCUACCGAUUCUGGGUCGUUCUUGCGGGCAAUUAAAUAACAGAAUGGAAAGAAAAUGCUGUAGGCGGCCUGCUCUGUGGUUCCCAACGAUGUAUCCAUUUCUACUGGGUGCUGUAUUCGUUGGCUUAAGCUCCAGUCGCAUCUUAUUAGUAAAAUAUUCUGCCAAUGAAGAGAACAAGUAUGAUUAUCUUCCAACUACUGUGAAUAUUUGCUCAGAACUGGUGAAGCUUAUUUUCUGUGUGCUUGUGUCAUUCUAUGUUAUAAAGAAAGAACAUCAUCAGAGUAGAAAUUUGAGAUGUGCUUCCUGGAAGGAAUUCUCUAAUUUCAUGAAGUGGUCCAUUCCUGCUUUUCUUUAUUUCCUGGAUAACUUGAUUGUCUUCUAUGUCCUAUCCUACCUUCAGCCUGCCAUGGCUGUUAUCUUCUCAAAUUUUAGCAUUAUAACAACAGCUCUUCUAUUCAGGAUAGUGCUGAAGCGACAUCUAAACUGGAUACAAUGGGCUUCCCUCCUGAUUUUAUUUUUUUCUAUUGUGGCCCUGACUACUGGGACUAAAACUUCACAGCAUAACCUGGCUGGACAUGGAUUUCAUCAUGAUGCCUUCUUCAGCCCAUCAAAUUCCUGCCUUCACUUCAAAAGUGAAUGUCCUGGAAAAAAUUGCACAGCAAAAGAGUGGACUUUUCCUGAAGUUAAAUGGAAUAAUACCACAGCCAGAGUCUUUAGUCAUAUCCGUCUCGGCUUGGGCCAUAUACUGAUUAUAGUACAGUGUUUUAUUUCUUCAAUGGCCAAUAUCUAUAAUGAAAAGAUACUGAAGGAAGGGAGCCAUCUCACCGAAAGCAUCUUCAUACAGAACAGCAAACUCUAUUUCUUUGGCAUCCUUUUUAACGGGCUGACACUGGGCCUUCAGAAUAGUAACCGUGAUCAGAUUAAGAACUGUGGAUUUUUUUAUGGUCACAAUGUGUUUUCAGUAGCCCUUAUUUUUGUAACUGCAUUUCAGGGCCUUUCCGUGGCUUUCAUUCUGAAGUUCCUGGAUAACAUGUUCCACGUCUUAAUGGCCCAGGUUACCACUGUCAUCAUCACCACAGUGUCCGUCCUGGUCUUUGACUUCAGGCCUUCCUUGGAAUUUUUCUUAGAAGCCCCUUCCGUCCUUCUCGCCAUAUUUAUUUAUAAUGCCAGCAAACCUCAGAGUCAGGAAUGUGCACCUAGGCAAGAACGGAUCCGAGAUCUGAGUGGAAAUCUCUGGGAGCGUUCAAGUGGGGACGGAGAAGAACUGGAAAGACUUACCAAACCCAAGAGUGAUGAAUCAGAUGAAGACACUUUCUAAAUUGAUACCAAAAGAGUUGACAUCUCUCACAAACCAACAUUUAUAAUACUUACCUUUUCACUUUGCUAAACCAAGGAUGCUCUAAAGCAUAAUACUCUCACAAGCCAACAUUUGUAAUAUUUAUCUUUUCUCUUUGAUAAACCAAGAAUGUUCUAUUGUAUAAUGCUUUCUUUAUAUAUCUAACCACUCCCUGAAUGCUUCAAUUCAAGGUUUAGAGUACACAAAGGGUGACAAAUUUCUAAGGAAUCAACAUAGAGUUAGUAACAUAGGGACUAUAAUAGUAGCCCAAUACUCGAGAAGUCAGCAGGAUAAUAUGUAAAUUAUGUUCCUUCUCCUGACUGGUUCCAAAAAACUUGGCAGUAAUCAUGUUAGUUAGGCCCUACAGUUAUGCAAGAAGAGAUGAAUUUGCAAGAGUCCAAAUUUUGUGGUUGCAGACCUCAUGCCAUUCUUCCCUUUUUCUCAUUAUAACAUCUUCGAUGUCACCUCAAAUGCUAAGGCGCUAGAGAUAGUCAUUUUGCCAUUACAGGGCAAUAAAGCUAUCUAAAAUUUUGACUGAAGGACCAAAAUGUCUCACUACGCCAUAGAUUUUGGAUAGCAUAGUCGGUGCUAAAUGUUUUGUUGAAGAAACAAUUUUUCAGAAAUAAUAGAAUUCUUGGGGCCGGGGAGAUGGCUCAGUAGGAUAAGCGCUUGACUGGCAAACACAAGGAUCUGAGUUCAAUCCCCGGUUCCGCCAAAAAAAAAAAAAAAGAAAUAAUAGAAUUCUAACUUUUAGAAAUUGAUGGAAAUUUUAUGUUUAGCAAUUAUCUUUUGAUGUCUUAUAUACAAAUAAGCUUCCUAUAGAUGAAAGUGACCACAGCUAAAUACCACUUGUAUUUUAAAUCACUUUAGUCAUUGUGGACUUUUUCUUCCAGUUUAUAUAUUUCAAAAUAGUGGGAUCAUUACUUUCGGAUUACUGUGUUUUAGAAAAAAUAAUAAGGAAUUUUAUUUUGUUAUCAGUUGAAGCUGGUGUCUUUUAUGUCUUUAUUGUAUACUGUUCCCAAAGUCAGAACACUGGUUUCAUAUUCAUACAAGAUUAUUAAUAAGACUGACAGUACUAACAGACUAACAGUACUAACUACUUUGAAAAGGAUCUUUCACAAAAAAUGUUGACUUUUAUAUGAAUAGUAUUACACAUAACAGUAGGAAGACAAUAAGUCACCCCAUAGUAUUAGUCGACACUUAUAAGUCCAUAGUAUUUUUAAGAUACUUUUGCAUGCAACCAAUGACUUUUCUGGUUAGCACAGCUGGGUGACAGAUCAUUUAAAAAUGAAAAAAUAGUGAUCUAUCUGAGGUCAGGCAGCUGAAUCAUGAUAGAAGAGCAGGCUUUAGCUGACAUGCCUAUAUGUUUACAAAGUCCUAUGCUGUACUACUUAGAUGGUUUCAUACAGCCUAUAUAUAUAUAUAUUCUCUUUCUAUAAUUUACUUGCAAAUGUAUAUAAAGUAAUAGUGUUGCAUAAUCUAUCUGUGAUAUAUACAGUUCUAUGACUCAAGAAUUAGUAGAAAGUUAUAAUUAUAGUAGUUAUUAUACCUGUGUCGAUUAGCAAGAUGAGAUAUCAAGUAUUUUUAAUUUCAAAAAAUGAAGUGCAGAAACUCAACUUUUUAAAAUUUUCUGAGUUGAUAUAUUUAUUUAUUUGGUACUGGAAGUUGAACCCUCAUCCUCAGCUUGUUUGUUAGUUUAUGACAAGCUCUUGCUAAGUUUCCUAGGCUCAAAUUUAAGAUCCUUCACCUCCCUGACUUCUGGGAUUAUAGGCAUCUACCAAGACACCUAGCAAGCCAAUUGUAACAUCUAAGAAUAGCAAACUAUUUGAAUUCUUGUAGGCUUUCUUACCAUUUAUAUGAAAUGGUUAAGAUUAUAUCUAUUGUAGCAGUUCAUCUUAAAGGUCAGGAAGAUAAGGUAUAAGAAGAUCUCACUUUUAGAAACAAUAGCAUACAAAACAUUUUUAUCAGGAAAAGUUGUAAAAAUAUUCCUACAGAGUGCAUGCCCAGAGAAUGCAUUAAAUUAGAGGUUUCAGUAGUGUAUAUAAAGAUUAAUUUUUCUUCUUUAUGAAUACUCAUUUGUCCAUCCUCCUUUUUGGAAAGCAUUUGUUGCCUAAAGUAAGGUUUACUUAUGUUAACUCACCAUUUAGUGAAAGAACUAAAAUGCCAGGUUCUGAGGGUAGAGUACUUUGUUGCUCAUUGUUUAAAGGAGAGUAAUUUGGAAGUGCAAGGUCUAUAAGCCAUAUCUUAAGUGUUCUUGUAAUCAAGAGAUGUAUAACCUAGAGAGAAGAACAAUUGUCACAUAGAGCAAGUAGACAUCAUUUCCAUUCUGGAGAACAAAACUACAUUGAUACAUGUUUUGUUAUAUGGUUAUUGUUAUUCUUACAUCACAAAAUGUCUGCUCCGAUAAAUGUACUUUUCAGCAGUAGAAUAGGUCUUCCUGAAAGGUAAAGAGUCUUAGUAAAUUAUUAUAGAGAUUUUAAGAUUGUAUCAGAAGUAUGUUUUAGACAAGAGUCCUUCAGUGGUCUAGACAUUGGACUAAGUAAUGCCUGUAGUCCCUUUCUCUUUUUUAAAUUUUCUUCUAAAUAGUUAUGACCUAAAACUAAUAUACUAAUUCUCUUCCAUAGUUUGAUUGGAUCACAAUUGUGACCUGCAGCGAAUGACCUGGUCCAGCUCUAUUACUGGUGCUAGACUGAUCUUCUAUUGGCGAAUGUGCCUAAUCUUGGCAGGGGUCAGGGGAGACAGGAAUGUGGCUGUUGGCUAUAGAGCAAAGGUGGCUUAAAGCAUGAUCCCUCACCUCUUGUUAGCUUACUCUGCUCUCGACUUAAGAUCCACUUAUAGAGGGAAUGCUGAGGGCAGAGUUACUCUGUGUGUAACUAAAAAAUUUUUUGCCUCUGAGUCCCUGUGUUGAAGCCCUUAUCACUUAGGAGGCAGACUCACUUCAUAGUUUAUCAUCACUAGUAUUGCUGGAAGCCCUUUCUUUCUUCACAGGCCCAACAGACUGAGUGAACCAGUUGUACACAUCCUCUUUGACUCCUUUCCUCUUUACCCAUGUCUUGAUUUUAUUCAUCUACUCUGAUAUUCUCAUGGGCAGAAGAAGCAGAGAAUAUUAAAUUCAAUGGAAAGGGAGUGAUUACCCACCUAAAAGGUAGAGCGGAGUUUCUGAAAUUGAUUAAUACGUGCUUCUUCAAAGGCAAAAGUCUCACAGAUCUCAACAUGGACUUUUAUCCUACUUUACUUUUGGGGGAGGUACUUUUUGUUUAUUUGUUUUAUUGUUUGCUUGUUGCCUUUGUUCUGUUUUGUUGAGACA